Molecule: messenger RNA, 1293 nt
Organism: Pleurotus ostreatus (oyster mushroom)
Lineage: Eukaryota; Fungi; Basidiomycota; Agaricomycetes; Agaricales; Pleurotaceae
Exons: 22
Coding region: 1-1293 (430 amino acids)
Source: RefSeq, a predicted model, not a curated record
AUGGCUGGCAGCCUUUCAUCCAGUGAGCUGGAGCGCACAUUCGGCGUGUUCUUCAUAGGAUAUGUAGCAGCCAUGGUCGGCUAUGGGUUCACUUUCUUCCAGACUUACGUCUAUUACUCUCGCUAUCCUCGGGAUCAUUGGGCUAUCAAGUUGACGGUUACUGCUCUAAGCUUGCUGGAUACAGCUGCUUCUGCAUUGAUAUCCCAAGCACUGUAUUUCUAUCUUGUAAACCUAUUUCCGUACGAAUCAGGCCUCGACAAUGCUACUCAUACGUUCUCCACGGAAAUUGCCCUCGCAAUUAUAGCCAAGUGGAUAGUGCAAAUGUUUUACGCUUAUCGCCUCUGGACCAUAUCUACGAGCGUUCAACGCCUUGGCCCGGCUGUGAUUGCGGUGAUGUCUACUGCAGCGCUAGUUCCUUUCCUCCUCAUCCUCCUUUCCAGUAUCAACGAUCCCAGGAUUGCCCACCUAGCGAAUGAAGGACCUCAGGCUGUAGUCGCCAGCUGUCAAGCACUCACCUUCGUAGCAAGUCUACUGACGUUUGUGCUCCUAUGUUACCAUCUCCGCCCCUCCCACACUGCAAACAUGAAACCUAUCGAAGGAUGGUUUGACAACAUGGUUGCCUACAUCAUUAGCCGCGGCUCUGCUGGUACUUUGGUUCAGCUUGGUUUCUUCAUUACGUUCCUGAUUGCACCGGCGAAUCUGUACUGGAUCCCGUUCCACUUCGUUGCCAGCAAACUCUUCAUCAACGGCCUCCUCACUAUGCUCAACUGUCGCGAGGUGGUUCGCGGGCGUGGUGUCAACGAAGAGGAGACUGUUGACUCCAAGAAGGGCUCUGCACUCUCCAGCUCAUCAGGCGAGGCUAGGAGCGGCGGCGCUGUCCGUUUCAAUGUCGAUGGCCACAAAACAUCUCAGCCCGCCAUCAACAUCGAAGUUUCUCGCACCGUACAACAGACUGAUGGUCAAAACAAGAUAUUGUAUGAUCUUGCCGAUAAUGGUUCUUUAUCCGAUGGAACGCCGGAUAAGCCUGAGAAAGCAGAUACGUCCCCCAUCAACGCUGUGGCGACCGUUGAGGUCAUUGCUAUCGUUAUUCAGAAAGCACCUGCUAAGUACUGGACGUGUUCCGUUUACGACGACGGGGCAGGCACUGUCUUCGGCCAGAAUCGUUCGAACGAUAGUCUGGCAAUUACUCCCCCCGGGCCCUCCGAUACUGAUCUGCAAGCUUACAGGCAGUCGCAGAAUACUGACCGAUCAUCUUCGACUUGGGCCGCUUCACCGUUCAUGAAGCAUCGCUGA